Messenger RNA from Harpia harpyja (harpy eagle), 3516 nucleotides. It is a transcript of the gene GALR3, whose product is annotated as galanin receptor 3. Lineage: Eukaryota; Metazoa; Chordata; Aves; Accipitriformes; Accipitridae. Gene Ontology annotation, biological process: G protein-coupled receptor signaling pathway. The record is from RefSeq and is a predicted model, not a curated record. Bases 567 to 1799 code for a protein of 410 amino acids. The transcript has 3 exons. Gene Ontology annotation, molecular function: G protein-coupled receptor activity. Gene Ontology annotation, cellular component: membrane.
GGGCCAGGCUCACUGUGGUGGGAUAUUCAUGUUCCCCAGAGGUGUUGGGCAACACGUCCUGAAGACCCAGCGUCGAGGGGUGCCUGCAAGGCCUGCCGGGGUCCAUGGGACCCUGCCCCCCUCCAUCCUCCCUCUCCCACUGGAGAGCAGUGGGCUUUUUCCCUCACUGUCCCCUCCUCGCUGGAGCAGGGAACGGCUGAGCCUGCGGGAAAGCUGGGCAGAGAGGAGUUAACUCCAAACCCAACCUCAGGGAGAGGGGAAAAAAAAAAAACAACAAAACAACCAGAGAUCAAUGGAUCAGCAGCAAGAGCAGAGGGAGGGAAAAGGGGGAGACAGAGAGAGAGGAGAGGAGCUCCAGAAGGAGUCAGACGUGUGUAGGAGCCAGGAGAGGAGAGAGCAGAGCUGGCAGCGGGCAGGGGCAGGGGUGACGGCGCUGGCCGGACAAACUCUUCGGUGGCCCGUGUCCUCCUUGCCACCACUGCCUGGGCUGGACUGGAGGUCUCCCCGGAGUAAGAGGUGAAGCUGCAAGCCCUUCCUCGCAGAGGUCCCUGCGGUCAGAUGGAGAGAUGCCAGGGGGAUGGAACGCCUCUUCCGACAGCCCAGAGCUACGAGUAGCAGGCAUUAUUGUGCCCGUCAUCUUCUCCCUCAUCUUCCUCCUGGGUACUGUGGGGAAUGGGCUGGUGCUGGCCGUGCUGCUGCGGAAUGGCCAAGUCAAGUACAACACCACCAACCUCUUCAUCCUUAACCUGGCCAUAGCCGACCUGUGCUUCAUCGUCUGCUGCGUCCCCUUCCAGGCCACCAUUUACACCCUGGAUGGAUGGCUCUUUGGGGCCUUUGCCUGCAAGGCUGUGCAUUUCCUGAUCUACCUCACCAUGUAUGCCAGCAGCUUCACCCUGGCUGCUGUCUCUGUUGACAGGUACCUGGCCAUUCGCUAUCCACUGAAGUCCCGGGAUCUCCGCACCUCCCAAAACGCAGGAGUGGCCAUUGUAGCAAUCUGGUCACUGUCGCUGCUCUUUGCGGGGCCUUACCUCAGUUACUACCAGAUUGUCCACUACCACGGGGUGCCCAUCUGCGUCCCCAUCUGGGAGGACCAGCGCCGAAAGAUUCUAGACAUCCUCACGUUUGUCUUCGGAUACGUCCUGCCCGUGUUCGUGGUGAGCAUGGCAUACGCCAGGACCAUCAAGUUCCUGUGGACCUCUGUAGACCCCAUAGAAAGGAUCUCGGAGUCCCGGAAGGCCAAGCGUAAGGUCACCAAGAUGGUUGUGGCUGUGGCCAUCCUGUUCUGCCUCUGCUGGUUGCCCCACCACCUGGUCAUCCUGUGCUUCUGGUUUGGCCACUUCCCCUUCAACCGAGCCACUUACGCUUGCCGCCUGGCUUCCCACUGUCUUUCGUACGCCAACUCCUGCCUCAACCCCAUCGUCUAUGCCCUCAUCUCCAAGCAUUUCCGCAAGCGUUUCAAGCAGGUCUUCACCUGCCUCUUCUUCCAGAACAAGACCAGGAAGAAGAAGAGAGUUGGAAAGAAAGUCCACGUGGUCAACGUGGGCAAAGCUUUCACCAACAGCACCAGAGGUUUCUAUGGAGGCAACACAGAGGUGACCCAGGUCCCAGAGGAGAACAUAAGGAAGAGGGACCCUGAAGGUGCCAGUCAUGCCAGAGCAUGGACUCACCAGCUACAAGACACCAUGGUCUCUGUUCAGAAGGAGCUGCUGGAGGAAGAAAGUUUGGCAACAUGUGGCCGUCCCCUAGCCACGACCUCUCCAAGAGGAACUCGGGAGUUUCUGACUGUUCUCUACAGAUGAACAAAGUGAAGAAACCUGUUUUCCAGCCAGUGAGUAGCCACUCCAUUCCCAAACAGGCAGAAUAAUGUGGGGCAGAGGGGAAUGGAUGCAGCAGAGCCACCAAAAGAUCCUGUGGCAAUGGUUAACCCAUUGUCCCCACUCACCUUCACUCACUGGCCCACAGCAUUCAUAUAGGAAUGGCACAAUCCACCCGUACAGCUGCAGAAUGGAGGGACACCUUAACGUGCUGCCAAGUGACCUGGGAGGCAUUCCUGCAACAGGUUUUAAGGCUUCCGUUUCCCAGCUGCCUAACUUGCUAAUUUUGUGCAGCACCGUGAAACUCUAAGAGGGAGGCAACCAAAAUGAAAACAUCCUGGUAGGAAAUCCAGGCUGUUAAGGGUGCACCAGAGCGUAGGUGGGAAGGGUGGAGAGAGUGCACAGGGACCUGAGUGUGAAUAGGGUGGCUGGCAGCCUCUCUCCCUGGCAGCCCCAAGCGGUGAAACACUGUCCCCUGCCCACAUGCCCUUCUUUUCCCAUGGGCCAGCCCUUGUCCACCUCCAUCCCCUUCCCUAGCCCCUGCAUCCAGAUCAAAGGACCUUUGCCACACUGGCUACGAGGAAGUCAGCCAUCUGUGCCGACAGCUCAAUGAUGCAAACUCCAUAGCAGUCACUAGUCGUACUUAAAUGAUUUAUGCCACAGCAGGUGAAAAAUGGAAAGGCUUGUAUGGCAACAUCUCUGCGUGCCUCCCCUCUACCCCUCUGGCUUCUCUGAAGUUCAAGAAGGAAAGGACCUUCUGUCCAGUCUCUUCUCUCCACCCUGCCCCACGAGAAGUACUCGCUGGAGGAUGUUUCCUAGAGCUCUGUCCCACCUGGCUUUAGCUCUUGCGAGCAGAUUCUGCAGGACACUGUCCCAAUUCAUAGUACUGCUUGCAGUUCAGAAGUAUUUCCUGACAGCCAUCCUCAGUUCUUCCUAAACAAACCCGAUAACUCCUCCUUCCACCACAUUGUUCCACCCCUCUGCUUACUGUUUGCCUUUUGCAAAUUCCUGAGGGAUUGCUGCCUCCUCUUUGAUCUUUGCUUGCUACUCGGAGCUUCAUCCCUUCCUUCUGGGGCUGAAGGACCUGUUGCUCUCUCAGCAGACAUUAUUCAGUGAUAUUAGCCCCGUGUGUGUGGUUUACUGACUUGGCCAGACAGUUUUUUUUCCACGUGAUGAUGACGAUGAUUGUGAGUGAAUUGAUGGCUGUCACCAAAGCAGAAGAAAGUAGCCAAGCUGCAAAAUGAGCUGUGGAGCCAAGUGAUGGUUGUGGUGAGGCAAAGGAGAAGGAAACAGGCCCAUCACACCCAUGUGCACUUAGUUCCUGUCUCCUCAGUGCCCCUUUCUACCUGAUGGAGAAGGCUUCCAGGAGAGAGACCAACACCACUCAGUGGGUUGGGACAUCUUCCAAGACGGCAACUGUUGGGGGAUUACUGUGGGACCCAUGUCCACCUGGGAGCAAAACUUCCCCCUGCUCUGUCCCUGCUGCCCCGAGCAGCCGCGGAGGAGCCUUUGGCUGUGGUAGCAGCUCAAUGACACCCCGCAGUAGGGCCAAGAGUCCUCCCAGCCUGGCAGUGGGAAGGAUGGAAAGUGCUGCGGCGAUCCAGGGUGGGGCAAGAAAUCACAUUCACCAGAAGGUGCUGGAAUUUCUCCCCUGCUUGACCUUAAUAAACCCUCGUAAUUUCCUUAUCCUGCCAUGUUUGCU